Messenger RNA from Oncorhynchus gorbuscha (pink salmon), 554 nucleotides. Its product is annotated as ATP synthase subunit g, mitochondrial-like. Gene Ontology annotation, molecular function: proton transmembrane transporter activity. Bases 108 to 419 code for a protein of 103 amino acids. Gene Ontology annotation, biological process: proton motive force-driven ATP synthesis. The transcript is spliced from 3 exons. The record is from RefSeq and is a predicted model, not a curated record. Lineage: Eukaryota; Metazoa; Chordata; Actinopteri; Salmoniformes; Salmonidae.
GCAGAUCAUAGGGCAGCCGCACUUGAAGGGUCCUUCUUGCUGGAGGUGACAUUCAGUUGCAGCAAAUAGCCGAUUGCGUAUUUUUCACGACUCUAAAGCAAACCACCAUGGCACAGGCAGUCCAGAAAUUUGUGGCCAAAGUACCUACUUUGAUCGGAGCCGCUGCCACCUACUCCAAGCCCCGGCUAGCGACCUUCUGGCACUACGCUAAAGUCGAGCUUGUGCCACCUUCCCCUGCCGAGAUUCCCCAGGCCAUUGCAGGAAUCAAGAACAUCCUCACCGGUGUCAACAGUGGACGCCUUGGACAGACGACAGUGAAGGAUGCAUUCAGAAAUGGAUUGGUCUGCACUGAAGUGCUGAUGUGGUUCUACAUUGGAGAGUGCAUCGGAAAAGGCGGCAUUGUUGGAUACGCCGUUUAAACCUUGUUCUGUUGCUGUUGUACGCUCUUACCUUCCACCUGUGGAGAUCAGUUAAUAAAUGUCCAUUGUUUAAAGAACUGUUGUACUCUUACCUUCCACCUGUGAAGAUCAGUUAAUAAAUGUCCAUUGUUUAAA